This is a messenger RNA of Trichomonas vaginalis G3, 270 nucleotides long. RefSeq lists its product as uncharacterized. The transcript has a single exon. The coding region runs from base 1 to 270 and encodes 89 amino acids. Lineage: Eukaryota; Parabasalia; Trichomonadida; Trichomonadidae. The record is from RefSeq and is a predicted model, not a curated record.
AUGAGAACGACAACCUCAAGGACUUCCCAGGAAAUGUUGAAUUACGAUGAUACAAAUCCAGAGCUCUAUGCCUUCCUCGUUAGCACGAAGGGCAUAUUAAUGAUUGCUUUAGCCGGAUUAUUUGUAUUCCUUGGUGCUAUUGCAUCUCUACAUUUUCUUGGACAAAAGGGUGUUUGCUCAUAUGCAACAGUAGUUUUGUUUUCAUUCUUUUUCAUUCGCCACAUUGUUGGUGAAAAUAAAGUCAAAAUGAACCAUCUCAAGAAAGAAUAA